Molecule: messenger RNA, 1206 nt
Organism: Acanthosepion pharaonis
Lineage: Eukaryota; Metazoa; Mollusca; Cephalopoda; Sepiida; Sepiidae
Source: the annotation of a GenBank genome assembly
AUGUUACAUCUAUCUUCUUGUCAUUUCUAUCUAUCUUCUUUUUCUAUUUCUUCUCAUUUCUUUCUAUUUUCUUGUCAUUUAUCUAAUUUCUUCUUGUCAUUUCUAUCUAUCUAUCUUCUUGUCAUUUCUAUCUAUCUUCUUGUCAUUUCUUUCUAUCUUCUUGUCAUUUCUAUCUAUCUAUCUUCUUGUCAUUUCUUUCUAUCUUCUUGUCAUUUCUUUCUAUCUUCUUGUCAUUUCUAUCUAUCUUCUUGUCAUUUCUAUCUAUCUAUCUUCUUGUCAUUUCUAUCUAUCUAUCUUCUUGUCAUUUCUAUCUAUCUUCUUGUCAUUUCUAUCUAUCUUCUUGUCAUUUCUUUCUAUCUUCUUGUCAUUUCUUUCUAUCUUCUUGUCAUUUCUAUCUAUCUUUUGUUGUCAUUUAUCUUCUUGUCAUUUCUAUCUAUCUUUUUGUCAUUUCUAUCUAUCUUUUUGUCAUUUCUUUCUAUCUUUUUGUCAUUUCUUUCUAUCUUUUUGUCAUUUCUUUCUAUCUAUCUUUUUGUCAUUUCUAUCUAUCUAUCUUUUUGUCAUUUCUAUCUAUCUAUCUUUUUGUCAUUUCUUUCUAUCUAUCUUUUUUGUCAUUUCUUCUUUUGUCAUUUCUAUCUAUUUCUUUCUAUCUAUUUUCAUUUCUUUCUAUCUAUUUCAUUUCUAUCUAUCUAUAUCUUUCUUGUAUCUAUCUAUCUAUCUUUUUAUCUAUUCUUAUCUUCUCAUUUCUAUUCUAUCUAUCUUCUUGUCAUUUUUUCUAUCUUCUUGUCAUUUCUAUCUAUCUAUCUUCUUCUUGUUUCUAUUCUUUCUAUCUUUUCUUGUCAUUUCUUUUAUCUCUAUCUAUCUAAUCUGUCAUUUCUUCUAUCUAUCUAUCUACUUGUCAUUUCUAUCUAUCUAUCUAUCUUCUUGUCAUUUCUUUCUAUCUAUCUUCUUGUCAUUUCUAUCUAUCUAUCUAUCUUCUUGUCAUUUCUAUCUAUCUAUCUAUCUUCUUGUCAUUUCUAUCUAUCUAUCUAUCUUCUUGUCAUUUCUAUCUAUCUAUCUAUCUAUCUUCUUGUCAUUUCUAUCUAUCUAUCUAUCUAUCUAACUUGUCAUUUCUUUCUAGCUAUCUAUCUAUCUUCUUGUCAUUUCUUUCUAGCUAUCUACAUAUAUAUAAGUUUCAUGAAACACAACCGACAAGGUCAUUUCUAUUAA